Messenger RNA from Drosophila elegans, 2018 nucleotides. Its product is annotated as G1/S-specific cyclin-D2. Gene Ontology annotation, molecular function: cyclin-dependent protein serine/threonine kinase regulator activity. The transcript has 6 exons. Bases 328 to 1722 code for a protein of 464 amino acids. NCBI's taxonomy places the organism in Eukaryota, Metazoa, Arthropoda, Insecta, Diptera, Drosophilidae. Gene Ontology annotation, biological process: regulation of cyclin-dependent protein serine/threonine kinase activity; mitotic cell cycle phase transition; positive regulation of G1/S transition of mitotic cell cycle. Gene Ontology annotation, cellular component: cytoplasm; cyclin-dependent protein kinase holoenzyme complex; nucleus. The record is from RefSeq and is a predicted model, not a curated record.
GGUUCAUAUAAAUGCUUUGUCCACGCCGGUUAAGUGGCAAACGUGUGCAACUAGUAUAUAUUCUGAAUUAUUUAACAAUUUAACUCAAUGUGUUUCCGUGCGGUUUGCAUUUAAAAAGAAGCAGUCGUGAUGUUUAUAUUCCGAUAAAAGGAAGAGAUCAAUUGGGCUCGUUUUCGUCCAUAUCAAGCAUAUCUAUGUAUGUACAUACAUAAGUAUAUAUUAUUGCAUACUUAAGUUCCUGAAAGUUCAUACAAAUCCGACACGCAUAAAUGGCUUAAGGCUACGAGACGGAACCCCAUGCUUUGAACCGAACCUCUUGGCUAAACAAUGGAUUUGUUUUGUUCGGAAAACAUAUUUAAUGAAUCUGAUUCAUCCUUGUAUCGCCGAAAUAAAUGCCAACAAAAAAUGGCUGCGCCGAUGAUCAUCAGGGAUUCAUCAUCAAUGUGUUCGGUGAAGACAGAUCCUGAUUCAGAGCAAAGUCCUGAAAACCCGGAUGUGUGCAAUAUGGAUGAGAUCGUCUAUAUAUAUGCAUCGAUGGACUCGGCCCCCAAGAAUCAAGAACUGGAACCACGUUACAUCAGCAAGGAAUCGACGUCACAACCACAAUCGCAAUCACAACGGCUUCAUCAGCGGCUGACCCAAUCGAAUUCGAAUUCGAAUGUGAAUGCGAAUUCCAAUUCGAAUUCGGCAUCAACCGCAACGGACAACGUGAACACUGCAAUCGGGGAUCCCACAUUAUAUUCCGAUCGUUGUCUGGAGAAUGCGCUCAAGACCGAGGAGAAACACCACCAAAUUGUCGACACGUACUUCACCAUUCAAAAGGACAUCACUCCGCCAAUGCGUAAAAUUGUCGCCGAGUGGAUGAUGGAAGUGUGUGCUGAAGAAAAUUGCCAGGAAGAGGUCGUGUUACUGGCAUUAAAUUACAUGGAUCGAUUUCUUUCGAGCAAAUCAGUUCGCAAGACCCAUCUGCAAAUUUUAGCUGCCGCUUGUCUUUUGCUGGCCUCAAAACUCCGUGAGCCCAGCUGCCGUGCACUUUCAGUAGACCUACUGGUUGUUUAUACGGACAACAGCAUUUACAAGGAUGAUUUGAUUAAAUGGGAGUUGUACGUGCUGAGCCGAUUAGGCUGGGAUCUGUCAUCUGUGACACCGCUGGAUUUUCUUGAGCUUCUAAUGAUGCGCCUGCCGAUAGGAAGUAAACACUUCCCAGACAUAAACAUUGGAAAAGUUAGAGGACAUGCACAGGCAUUUAUAUCAUUGGCAGCAAAAGAACAUAAAUUUGCCAAGUUCUCGGCCAGCACAAUAGCUGCUUCGAGUAUUGCUGCAUCGAUGAAUGGCUUGAAGUGGCAUCUGCGAUCGGGACACAACUUACAUUUUCUGUUGAGUCUUAUGACUGACCUAACCAGCGUGGAGCAAGCACAGGUGCAGGACUGCAUGCUACAUAUGGAAGACAUCUUCAAGGAGCACAGUCGAAACUUGCAGCCUUUUCUUGUCAACAUAGACCCUUCGCAGAUGUCAACGUUAUACUACCAGGGUCGUUUUGAAAUACAUCAAUCCCAGCACCUAUCACAAAUCUCAAUUCGAUCCUUGCCACUGCCUAAAGCUUCAGCCGAAUGCGUUGAGCAACAUCAGCAGCACAGCUUUGGAGCUGCGGUGCCUCAUAGAACGCAUACAUGCAAAAUGCAGGCGCAGGCUCAAAAUGAGUUACAAGACGUUACAUUUUGAUAAAUCAAAAUACAACAAGAUAGUUAUAUAUAAAGCUAGAUUGUAAACAAAAAAAUAUAUUUGAUACUACUUUAAAGUUUAUAUAGAAUCACGUUCAUAUUAUACAUACCUGUACAUGUAAGAUCGGUCAAUAUUGUUUUACAUCUAUACCGAUGUAUUUAUUUACCCAAUUAUGUGUACUAAACAAUGGGUUUUUAUUGUAACUAUAAUUAAAUUGUAAAAAAUAGUGUAAGACAAACAUCAUGGAACUUUAAAAUGGAUAAAACAUUAAAACGAGACUGAUUGUAAACAGUAAA